CGUGUGUGUGUGCGUGUGCAUGCGUGUGCGUGUGUGUGUGUGCGUGCAUGCAUACCAUGCUUGGUGAUCAAUGUUUUUGUGUUCUACCUUCCUUACAAAUUAUCCAGGCAAUAAUUUAAUAUCAGUCUAAAUUCUUAGAGUGUAAUGAAAGACCUUGGAAAUUACAUUUAAGUUGAUAUAUUAAAGAGUAAUAUAAUCAUUGAUAAUACAAAAAUUUCAGGAAAUUCAAACUACUACAAUCUCCAUGAUCAAACAUAAAAUGUGCUCCAUCACUCUAUUACAUCAUCUCAUUUUAUAUUCUUCGCGGUUUCACGAACUGAUACCACUUUGCUUUUUUGUUUGCUUAUUUAUGAUGAACAUUUCCCCCACUAGAUGUCAAACAAUAAAGAAAAAGAAUUUGUCUUCCUUGGUACCUAGAACAUGUAUGAGACUUUCAAUGAAUAAUUCUGAAUAAAGAAAUACACGAAUGAAAUCUUUACACACAAUAAUUGUAUCAGACAAAAAAAAAAUUGUAUCAGACAGAAGGAAUAGGUUUCAUUUUACUAUUUUGCAAGUGAGGAACUGAGGCAUUAAUGAUCAUUUAGCUACUUAGACUUAGAAUUUUGGCUUCCUGACUACCAAUCCAAUAUACCACAUUAUUUUCCCAAACUAAAUAAAUGUACUUGUGCAAGUGAAAAAUAUAUGAAAGAAGAAAAUUCUUGCAUAUGUGUGAUUCAGUGAGAGGGUUUCUGAGAUGAAUUGUGUUCUAGUGGGGGCCCCCUGUAGGCAGUAUUUUGGUAGAAUGCUGUUAGGCUACAACUUCUUUGAUUCAAAUUCCCCCCCACUAUCAGGGGGAUCUCCUGUAUUAUUAUUAUUAUUUUGAACUCUUAAUGGUUUUCCCUUUGGAGUACUUGUAAUUGAGGACCAAGGAAGUGAAAUCUAAGUCAUUCCCUGGGUUUUGCUGUAACAAAGCUUGGUACUGAAAUUGGCUAUUUUUUUCCCCUCCUCCUACCCCAACACAGCAUCCAUUAUUCCUCUCUUCCAAAGUCCUCUCAGCAAAAUCAACCCAGCUGAGACAGAGCUAAUGUAGUACGUUUCCUGGGUUAUUGUUCAAUUUUCUCUUUUGGCUCGCUUUUUGGGUGCCAGGGCAAAUCAUUAUUAAAGAGACACUGACAGACUGUGAACCGAGAAAGGCAGACUGAAUUUUGCUAGUGCGGGCUGCAGCCCUGGGGUUCUGCGUUCUCCCAGAUGGAAGCCAGCAUUCACACCGGGCACGGAGUUACCAGGUGUCCAUCCAGAGUACUACCCUACUCCUUCCACUAACCAGGGAACACUUUGUAUUAAAUUGAGAUUGUCCUCCUUUAGCUUUUUUGUUUUUGUUUUUUUCUACUGAGAGUUUUCUAUUAAACUAUUCAGAAUUGUGUGGUACUUGUUUGUUUUUAAGAUUCCACACGUCUCUUUUGAUGAAAACAUGUUGGGUGACAUUUCCUAGAAUUUUUGUCAAAUCAUUUCUCAUAUCAAUUCCUUUCAUCCUCAUUGUUUCCCCUCUAAAAAACCCUGGCAUCUGGUAGUGAUGAUUUAGACGUCAUUUCUGCUGACCUCAUCCCCGACUCAGAGAAGACAGUAGGGGGUAAGGUCAGCCCCCACACCAUAUCGGAUUUAGGCCUGGGAAGGCAGUAUAGUUCUUACUAAAUCUACUGGGCAAAGGAAGAAACUGACACACAACUGGGCUCCAAGACUCCUCAAGGUCACACUGAUGGUCAAGGCCUGAGCUCCUGUUUUUUAGAGCAAGACUGAAGAGCGCUCGACAGCUGAAUUAAAAACUGUGGGUCCCUGUCCCUGGUGCAUCCCAGAGGCGGCAGGGGAUCGCACAGCUGCGUUGUCCUGCGUGGAAGCUGGGCCGGGAACUGGCAGGGCGUGGAGUCCUCUCAGAAGCCAGCUCUGCUGGGCUCAUGAGCACCCUGGAUCGGGCCAUUUCACUGUUGUCACAAGAAUGAACAGGAUGCUCAGAGGCGUGUCACGGCAGACAACCAACCAGCUUCACACUGGCGUCUAAGUCCGUCCUCACAGCAGGGCUGGGACACAGGUGUUACUAGCCUCACUUUCGCGAAGCCGCUUGUCAAGGAUCCUACACUCAGUGCACUGCCAAGCAGGAGCUGAGAGUCUCGGCCCCUCCUCCCAAACCCAUCGGCCACACUUCGGCCGGAAAGGAAUUUGGAAGACGCGUUUUCGGUCAGCCCGAGCCUCCCGGUUCACGAGUGAAGCAGCAUGGACGCCGUCAGCCAGGUCCCGAUGGAAGCCACGCUCCCCAAGCACAUCCUGGAUAUCUGGGUCAUUGUCCUCAUCAUCCUGGCCACCAUUGUCAUCAUGACCUCCCUGUUGCUGUGCCCGGCCACUGCGGUCAUUAUCUAUCGCAUGCGGACUCAUCCCGUCCUCCAUGGAGCCGUCUGAGAUCAGAUCUCCUAAGAGGGGCAAGGGAGUGAUGUGGACGGUGUCUCCUCCCCCAACCUCUUCCUUCUCGGAAAAGCAGCAGGAGGGGCUUUGGAGUGUGGACCCUGGAGCCUGCCAUGUGAGAGGAGAUUGGGGUUCUUGUUUGGGUUUUGCCGCCAGCCAGCUGUGUGAGUUCAGGCAAGGGACCUAAUUCUCUGGGUUCCAGGUUCCUUCCCUUUUAAAUGGGGAUCAUGAUCCCUGCCCUUCCUACCUCAGAGGGUUGCAAGAACCGAUGACUUGGUGGAGGUUAAAGCUGUUGGUGAUUGUGAGCAGUUACGCAGGUGUUAUUGCUAAAUGCUGAGAAGCUUAGAAGAACCAAAGCACCUAAUUGCUGAUGUUGGCCUUCAAGGGGGCGACGAAGAUGCUGGGGGCAGAGCAGCCUUCGCCAGUGCCCCCCAGGUCAAACGAAGCAAAGGCACCCUGUCCUCAUUCCAAGGGGCCCGCAGCACUUUGGCUCAAAGUCAUUUUCUUUGCAGUGCCACUCCCUCAACUUUGUAAUUUGGAGGGAAUUGAGCGUGGCAGGGGGAGGGAGAUGGGUGGGACUUCCCAGAACCUUCUCUGUGCCAGAAUGUCUAGCCCUAUAACCAUCUAGAGGAGGCUCCGCCAUUUCUUGGCAAUGCCAAGGGACCUGGGGUGAUGGGCUUCUUUCUACAUUGGCGUCUCCUCACUUUGACACUCAAGCAAUGUUGGAAAACACAGGGUGGCUGAGUGGCCUGGGCAGCUUUCAGGAUCUCCAACCCCCACCCCCACCCACUUGUGUGCCCCACACUCGAGGAGCUCUGUGCCCCCUGCCCCAGCACCCGCUGUAACCAGCUCCAUGGUGUGAGUGUAAGCCCUUCAUUCCCUCCCACCAGCAAGCACUGCAGCCAGUCUAAGCUACAGAUUUUAAGAGAUAUUCCCAGGACUUUUGGAACUGUCUCAAAAACAAUGGUUAUUUUAGAUGCUAUGCUCUAUAUUUAUAGAGAGAGAUUUCUGGACCACUCAAGCUCCUUGACCAAAAUCAGGAGUAUCUUGGGAUGUAUUAAAUUAUGUAAAAAGAUAGCACAGAUAUCAGAAUAUUGUGUGGAAGUGAUGCUUUAACUUCGGUCUGACUUCUUUGAUGUAUACAACCAAUUUCCAAUAAAGUGCUAGAAU
Zalophus californianus (California sea lion) is the source of this 3603-nucleotide messenger RNA. RefSeq names its product small integral membrane protein 3 (gene SMIM3). The transcript has 2 exons. The record is from RefSeq and is a predicted model, not a curated record. Bases 2248 to 2430 code for a protein of 60 amino acids. Lineage: Eukaryota; Metazoa; Chordata; Mammalia; Carnivora; Otariidae.